Messenger RNA from Triticum turgidum subsp. durum (durum wheat), 918 nucleotides. Lineage: Eukaryota; Viridiplantae; Streptophyta; Magnoliopsida; Poales; Poaceae. The record is from the annotation of a GenBank genome assembly.
AUGACCGGCGCCAAGCCCCUCGUCCUUGCCCUCUCCUCCCCAUCCUCCGGCUCCACGGAGGCCGCGGACGCGGCCGCAGUCAUCGCCGAGAGGUUCUUGCCGGACCUUUUAUACGCGGCGGAGAAGGCGAGGGAGAGGACGCACGAUGUGCCCAGGGAAGACGAGGAGGCAAAACUGAGUCUCAUGGCAAGGGUGGGCAAGUUGGUCGACAAGCAGGGAAUGGUUUCCAGCAUGUCUUGGAAAUGCACUGUGCAAGAAGAUGGGAAGCUUGCAAUCGACAAGGAAGCCAUUGCUGUUGGACAAUCUUUCGCCACGGUUAGAUGGAUCAUGGAAUGGGUAAGGGCUGAAGUGGAUACAUCCAAUGAGAAGGUCAGGGAAAGGGUGCAAUCAGUUGUCUUUGACAUGUCAAUUAGGAUCAACUUUGUUAGUUCACGUGCUCUGUUGGAAACCAGCCCUAAUGUAUUUCUCGUACACGUACACAUAUGUAGUCACCUGAACGAACAUCCUGCGCGUGUUGUACAUGACCGGUACGGCGGCCCUGAUGGGGAGCGAGAACCGCCAUUGGAACGCGGCGGUGAGCCCCUCGGUGAAGACCUGCGCGGAGAGCAGGAACGUGUGCGGGGCCACGGCGGCGAUCCCCGUGGUGUCCCCGGACCGGAGGCCGUCGAGGAUGUAGAGCGCCGGGAACGCGGCGCCGACGAGGAACCCGCCCACGAUGUGCGCGGCGAGGAGGAGGCGCUCGGGGCCGAGGAAGAUGGGCGCAGACGGGUUGGGCUUCCCGGGGCGCUGCGGGAAAUCUGCAAUUUUGGUUUUGUAGCAGCUGCUGUAGAACAGGAUUUUAUCACAUAUCCAGAGAAGGUUCUUGAAAUGAGGAAAGGCUUUAUUGUGCUCGGCAAGGAUGAUGAUUUUUGUGCAUGA